GUUCACAGAUAUCGUGACUCGACUCUGGAUCAAACCCAUGGUUGUGGUAGCAUAUAGUCAUACCCAUGUCCACCUACGUUCUACACUCCACGUCGACCCCUUUCUUGUCAAACCUGAGUGACAAGUACCGUGCCAUCAUUAAAAUCGACACUGUGUUGCCGCCGAUACCGCUGGAUAGCUAGGUAACUGUCGCCGCCCUGAGCCGGCCUGGGGAACCCUAACUUUCCCACCGACGCAUUCGCUAAGGGGUCAGCAAAAAACAUCCGCACCCAGGACGUUACCUAAGCUAGCCGCUGCAAUCAGACAACCAUCCACGGUGAAUUCCUGCCGGACGAUCACUUCUUCCCUCGGAAAAAAAUACCAAUAGAGAGCAGGAAAGGCGAUGGCGACGGCACCAGUCCACCCGCGCGUCGGCGUCGCGGCGCUCAUCCGCAACGCGGCGGGGCGGUUCCUGCUCGGAAGGCGGAAGGGCAGCCACGGCGCAGGGACGUGGGCGUUUCCGGGGGGGCACCUGGAGGCGGGGGAGACGCUGGCGGGGUGCGCGGAGCGGGAGACGGCGGAGGAGACGGGGCUGCGGGUGCGGGGCGCGGGGGUGGCCGCGGUGACGAACGACGUGUUCGCCGCGGACCGGCACUACGUGACGGUGUUCGUGGCGUGCCGGCUGGAGGACCCGACGGCGGCGGCGGAGCCGGCGGUCCGCGAGCCCGACAAGUGCGAGGGCUGGUACUGGGUCAGCUGGGAGGAGAUCCGCCUGUGGUGCGCCCACCACGACGACGCCGACGACGUCGCCGCCCCCGAGUGGGCCCACAACAGGUGCUUCCUCCCCGUCCGCAACCUCCUCCGCGACUACCCCCAGCUCCCCCUCUCCCUCCCCACAUAGCCGCGCGGUUGGUGGCGCCAGGGGGUUGACGGGGGUGUUCCGACUGCGUUAGAGAGGUUACGGGGCGCACCUCACUACGGAUAGGUAUAGCCGUGCGUAGGCGCGUUGCGGUAUUUCUUGGGCGAUUCGCCGAGUGAUGAUAAUAUU
Molecule: messenger RNA, 1027 nt
Organism: Durotheca rogersii
Lineage: Eukaryota; Fungi; Ascomycota; Sordariomycetes; Xylariales; Xylariaceae
Product: NUDIX hydrolase domain-like protein
Exons: 2
Coding region: 383-880 (165 amino acids)
Biological process (GO): dGTP catabolic process
Cellular component (GO): cytosol
Molecular function (GO): 8-oxo-7,8-dihydrodeoxyguanosine triphosphate pyrophosphatase activity
Source: RefSeq, a predicted model, not a curated record